Molecule: messenger RNA, 5787 nt
Organism: Gasterosteus aculeatus aculeatus (three-spined stickleback)
Lineage: Eukaryota; Metazoa; Chordata; Actinopteri; Perciformes; Gasterosteidae
Gene: grid2
Product: glutamate receptor, ionotropic, delta 2
Biological process (GO): monoatomic ion transport
Cellular component (GO): membrane
Molecular function (GO): ligand-gated monoatomic ion channel activity; signaling receptor activity
Source: RefSeq, a predicted model, not a curated record
AUGAAAGUUAUCUCGGCUCUGUUGCUCGUUGGCGUCUUUUGGAGCCAGGAGCUGAAGUCGGCGUCCUCAGAUUCAAUCAUCCACAUCGGCGCCAUCUUUGAUGAGUCAGCGCGGAAAGAUGAUGAGGUGUUUCGUCUCGCCAUAGCAGAUCUCAAUCUGAACAACGAGAUCUUGGAGACUGAGAAGAUCACGUUCUCAGUGGAGUUCGUCGAUGGGAACAACCCCUUCCAGGCCGUGCAGGAAGCCUGUGAGCUGAUGAACCGUGGUAUCCUGGCUCUGGUCAGCUCGAUUGGCUGCAUGUCCGCCGGCAGCCUGCAGACUCUGGCCGAUGCGAUGCACAUCCCCCACCUCCUCAUCCAGCGCUCCCCGGCGGGAACACCGCGCUCCGAUUGCUCUCCGACCAGUCGCUUCCCCGGAACAGACGACUACACCCUAAUGGUCCGCCCACCCGUCUAUCUCAAUGAGGUCAUCAUGCAAGUGGUGUCCGAGUACAGCUGGCAGAAGUUCAUCCUCUUCUAUGAUUCUGAAUUUGAUAUCCGCGGCAUUGAGGAUUUCCUGGACCGGACCUCUCAGCAGGGAAUGGACGUUUCUCUUCAGAAGGUGGAAUCUAACAUCAACAUGAUGAUCACAAGUCUGUUCAGAACAAUGCGCGUGGAAGAGCUGCAUCGCUACAGGGACACGCUACGCAGAGCCGUGCUUUUCAUGAGCCCGGCCACUGCCAAGGCUUUUAUCACAGAGGUGGUGGAGACCAACCUGGUGGCCUUCGAUUGUCACUGGAUCCUGAUUAACGAGGAGAUCUCAGACUACGACUUGCAGGAGUUAGUCAUGAAGUCGAUCGGUCGGUUGACGCUGGUGCGCCAGACGUUCCCCAUGCCUCAGAACACAACUCAGCGCUGUGUCAAACACAACCACAGGAUUAACACGUCCCUGUGUGACCUUAAAAACCCCAAAGCUCAGCAACUGGAGAUCAGCAACCGCUACAUCUAUGAUUCCGUGUUGCUGCUGGCCAACACCUUCCACAGAAAGCUGGAGGAUAGGAAGUGGCACAGCAUGGCCAGUCUGAGCUGCAUCAGGAAGAACUCCAAACCCUGGCAGGGAGGCAAGAGCAUGUUGGACACUGUCAAGAAGUUUGGAGUCAGCGGCCUAACCAGUUUUCUGGAGUUCACUGACAACGGCACCAACCCCAACAUCUUCUUUGAAAUCCUGGGAACAAAUUAUGGAGAGGACAGGGGCCGAGGAGUCAGUAGGCUGGCAACGUGGGACCCAGUUCAUGGCUUGAACGGCACACUGACGGACAGGAAAUUGGAAAACAACAUGAGAGGAGUGGUGCUUCGAGUCGUGACUGUCCUGGAGGAGCCGUUCGUAAUGGUGUCCGAGAAUGUUCUGGGAAAGCCCAAAAAGUACCAGGGCUACUCCAUUGACGUCCUGGACGCUCUGUCCAACUACCUCGGCUUUAAGUAUGAGAUCUACGUCGCGCCAGACCACAAAUACGGCAGCUUGCAGCCUGAUGGUCAGUGGAACGGACUGAUGGGUGAAUUGGUCUUUAAGCGAGCCGACGUGGGACUUUCUGCCCUGACCAUCACGUCCGAGCGAGAGAGCGCGGUGGACUUCACCACGCGCUACAUGGAUUAUUCCGUGGGGGUUCUGCUGCGCAAGGCUGAACGCACUGUCGACAUGUUUGCCUGCCUGGCGCCCUUCGACCUGUCCCUGUGGGCCUGCAUUGCGGGCACCGUGCUCCUGGUUGGCAUCCUGGUGUACCUGCUCAACUGGCUCAACCCACCCCGGCUCCCCAUGGGCCCCGUGUCCUCCACCACGCUGUACAAUUCCAUGUGGUUCGUGUAUGGCUCCUUUGUACAACAAGGUGGAGAGGUCCCCUACACCACUUUGGCUACAAGGAUGAUGAUGGGCGUUUGGUGGAUGUUUGCUCUUAUUGUCAUCUCCUCGUACACCGCUAAUCUAGCAGCCUUCCUUACCAUCUCGCGCAUAGAGAACUCCAUACAGUCCCUCCAGGACUUAUCCAAGCAGACCGAUUUGCCUUACGGUACGGUAUUGGACUCUGCUGUUUACGAUCAGGUGCGCUCCAAAUCCAUGAACCCCUUCGAGAGAGAUCCCAUGUACUCCCAGAUGUGGCGGAUGAUUAACCGCACCGGAGGAGGAGAUAAUAAUGUCGAGGAGUCCAAAGAAGGCAUCCGCAAGGUGAAGUACGGCCGCUUUGGCUUUGUGUGGGAUGCGGCGGUGCUGGAGUACGUCGCCAACAACGACGAGGACUGCUUGUUCUACACCGUCAGCAGCAAUGCACCAGACCGCGGGUAUGGUAUCGCCAUGCAGCACGGCAGCCCCUACAGGGACAUCUUCUCCCAGAGAAUCCUGGAGCUGCAGCAGAACGGUGACAUGGACAUCCUGAAACUCAAGUGGUGGCCCAAGGACAGCCCGUGCGACCUCUACAGCUCGCUGCAGACAAAGCAGCAUGGCAACGCUCUGGACAUCCAUAGCUUCGCCGGCGUUUUCUGUGUGCUGGCAGCCGGCGUGGUGCUCUCCUGCCUCAUUGCCAUGGUGGAGAGCUGGUGGUCACGGAGGAAGGGAUCCAGGGUCCCCUCCAAGGAGGACGAUAAGGAGAUCGACCUGGAACACCUACACCGCCGGGUUAACAGCCUGUGCACCGAUGAUGAAAGCCCCCACAAGCAGUUCUCCACCUCUUCCGUCGAUUUAACGCCCCUCGACAUGGACGCGCUGCCUGCCGCGCGCCAAGCACUCGAGCAGAUCAGCGACUUCCGCAACACCCACAUAACCACCACCACCUUCAUCCCCGAGCAGAUCCAGACCCUCAGCCGCAGCCUGUCGGCCAAAGCCGCUGCUGGCUUCUCCGCUGGUUUCGGUAGCGGCGGCGGGGGCGUCCUGCAGGACCACCGGACUGGCGGGGUGGGCCCUUUCAGGCAGAGGGCCCCCAACGGUGGCUUCUUUCGCAGCCCCAUUAAAACAAUGUCCUCCAUCCCCUACCAGCCCACAGGUCCAGGACCCAACUUUGGAUAUGGCAAUGAUCCAGACAGGGGCACUUCUAUAUGAGGAGCUGCUUAGGAGACGAGUGGUUCAGGAGGAAGAGGAGGAAGAGGAGAAGGAGCCGAAGGAGGCAUGGUGGUUAGGGUUGGUCUAAGGGUUGGUAAAACAAAUACAUUAUGGCUAAGCUAGAGGUCAGAGGAUAGAAAUGUGUACAUAGGAAUGUUUGUGUUUUCAGUUUCUGCUCGGGUGUUUCCAGGGGUGUCCGUUUCGUUUGUAGAGAAGACGAGGGAGGUGGAGUUCUAUGGGGGCCGUUGCUUGUCUUUGUGAAACCCGUGCUGGUGAGGUGCAAAAGGGGAAGAGUUGGUUUGAAUCUUUGCUUCAUUGUUGUUGUUCUUGUGAUUGUUUUGGCGAUUAUUUUAGGGGGAAAUGUGUGAAAGGGGAUCGGUUUUUUUGGUUUCUUUAUUGCUUCUGUUUUGUGAUGUGAGGACCGCCUCAUGUGACGGAGAUCUGCUGAAAUUACCUGACUAUUAUUAUCUCAGCCCCACCUCGGAGGGUUUAAUUUAUGCUGGUCCGACCACAGGAAAUGCAUCUAUAGUGGUGUAAGCUCCUGGUCACCCAUUGGUGGGUGACUGGUUGUGUUGUUAGCUAUUAAACAACUCCAAGGGGCUCAUGCUAAGCAAUUAUUGAAUUGUUUUUCUUUUUUACCAAGCCGUAUAUAGCAGUAGUUUUGUCCAUAGCCCUGAGAAUACUUAGUUUUGAAAAGGCCCACAUCUCAGUAGACAAUCCACUUCUCCACUCCUACUCUGCCUUUUCGCUCUGCAGGAGUCCAUCUGGUGUGGUUUCACCAGUACCCGGGGAUCUAAAUGUGUUACGGGGUCCACGCAGUUGCCUGACUUGACCUAAGACUGGACACACGCCGACCCCAUCACGGUGCAUCGGUCUGUAAACUGAGGACUAAAUCAACAGCUGAAACGCAAGGACAGUGCAACAGUAUGACACUGAAACGCCGGUGUGGUGCGUCGAUCUUAAACAAUUUCUGCCAUUGUGGUGCAUCUCCUUGAAACGGUUUUCGCCACUUUGAUGCACAUUUAGGACCCUCCGUCAACCCCACUGCACUGUACCAGUGCCCACAGACCUGUAAGUGAUUGUAUGUAGAUCUGACCUUGUCUUUUCUCACCUGUACUGUGCUAUCGGCUUUUCAAGUCAAGGUGAGAUCCUCUAGUCAGACUCUCAGAAGGAUAGUAAAAGGGAUGACACAAAAAAGAAAUCAACUUAAUGGAAGGAAAAAAAACAUAAGACAUGCCAAAAGACUUCAAAGGCUUAUGCCUAGUAUAUGUCUUUUAUUAAAUUUUGUUUUUGAAAAAAAAAAAAGAUUUUAUUGCGUGGAAUGUGUUUUUGUCAGGAAGUACAAAAAAAAUAACAUUGUUCUGAGCUGUCAACUUGUUUCUUACUCUCAGCCAACUUAGAAAAACUGCUAAAUGAGUGCUGUAGUAUCUGGUUUUGCAUUAUUAAGUCAUUCAAACCUUCACUUUGGUAUUUUUUUCUUUUGUUUUGCUUCAUUAAAGCGCUGCCAUAGCUCGAGUGCUUAGAACAUAUCGCUCAUUCUGGUGGCCAUGUCAUGUUCGACUUCAUUACUCACUUCUUAUCAGGUUCAAGUGGUGAAAUGGUUGAUUUUGUGUUGAGGAGAAGCCAUUGCAACAGCAUCUUCGGUACAGGCCUUAUAUCUCAACUGGCUAGCUGCACCCUUCCAGCUUCCAGUCAAACCCAAAACAUCACCGCACACUGGAAACAGUUUAGAGGAGUGAAUCAGUUUUGCUUCUUGGGGUCACUGGAAUGUCACGAAGAGUCAACGGCCAUUGGAACCCGAUGGCUGCCUUUUAUCGAGACAAGUCCGGUACAUAAUUCUAUUUCAUAUCUGUAAUGUUAAGGGUACUGUUUAUAUAACUUUUUGUUUUUGUUUUUGUUUUUUAAGUGCCAAUUAUUCAAAGAAGACCAUUGUGGUGCAUUUUGGGGCCGGGGGAUGAGAACGAUGCAUUAAGAGCAUUAAAGGAAUACUUCAUGGAUUAGGAGCCGGGGUGGUAAAAUGGAACCAAAUCUUUUUCACUAACACUGUAUUAAUAAUUGAUAAUGUUAGUUGUUUAGAACAAGUUUUCAGUUUGUUAUCUUUAAGAACUAAAACCGCAAAAUGUUGUGCGUAGAGAACUCCGUCAAGCCACAGUGUUUUGAAGCAAGCAUUCUUAGGCAUUAUUUUCUUAUAUUAGGCUACAGUAUGGCUAUUGAAUGACAUUUAGGACACAGACAUUUAAAAGGAUUUAUUUAGUAUAAAUGAAAGAGACAUUAUAAAAAUGUAUAUUUUACAUGUUGAUGCUAUUUUUGUUUAACAAAAAGAAGAGUAUAUCAUAAUGAGCUUUAGCGUUGAGUUUAUAAGUCACAUGGAUGCGUUUGGGUUUUCUUUGUUUGCCCAUGUUCAACAUCAACACAAAUUAUUUUAUUUUCUCAUGUCAUCCUGAAUUCCUUUUGUAUUAUUUGCUGGCUAAAUAACAAAAAGUAGCAAGUUGAUUAAAAAGAAAGCAUGCACAAACUUGCUCUUGCUGUUAACAUUUUUUAUUUUAUUCAUAGAACUACAGGAUUUACUUGAUAAUUUUCAAAACUUUAUGAUGUACAGUAUUUAAUAUAGGCCUAUUUUGUUGUAUGUGUUGCAUAUUAUUCAAAAACUGAACAAACUGGGGCCUCUGUUACAAGUGGCAAAGCUUUCUGUGUAUAAUUUGUCUAAUAAACAGGUUUUCUACA